AUGCCCCCCAAACGCGUUCUGGUCUCGUACGGCGUCGAUAUUGAUGCGGUAGCUGGAUGGAUCGGCUCAUACGGAGGCGAAGACUCGGUCUCAGACAUCUCGCGAGGCAUCUUUGCCGCCGAAGUGGGUGUUCCUCGCAUGCUCAAGAUGUUUGAAAAGAAGAAGAUCAAGGCGACAUGGUUCAUCCCCGGCCACACCCUCGAUUCAUUCCCGACCGAAUGUCGAGCUAUCGUCGACGCCGGGCACGAGGUGGCUCUUCACGGCUAUACACAUGAGAACCCCACGCAAAUGACGCUGAAGCAGCAGGGGGAUAUCCUCGACAAAACCUUCAAGCAGCUGACCGAGUUCGUCGGCAAACCGCCUAAGGGGAGCGUCGCACCGUGGUGGGAGACGUCCAAAGAGGGUGCUGACCUGCUGCUCAAGUACGGCAUCGAAUACGACCACUCGAUGAUGCAUCAAGACAGCCAGUGCUACUGGCUCAGGACGGGAGACAGCUGGACCAACAUUGACUACAACGCCGAGGCCGAGACGUGGAUGAAGCCGUUGGUCAAAGGAAAGACGACAGGGCUCGUCGAGAUUCCAGCCAACUGGUAUGUCGACGACCUGCCACCCAUGAUGUUCAUCAAGACAGCCCCCAACUCGCACGGAUGGGUGAACCCACGGGAUAUCGAACAGAUGUGGAAAGAUAUGUUCCAGUGGUUGUACGACAAUGAAGAGGACUUCGUCUUUCCCAUCACCGUUCAUCCGGACGUCUCUGGUCGACCUCAGGUGCUCGCUAUGCACGAACGCUUCAUCGACUGGAUCAACGAGCACGAAGGAGUGCAGUGGUGCACGAUGGACGAGAUGAACAAAGAUUUCCGAAGUCGUAACAAGACUCCUACUGCCUAG
Molecule: messenger RNA, 888 nt
Organism: Sporisorium graminicola
Lineage: Eukaryota; Fungi; Basidiomycota; Ustilaginomycetes; Ustilaginales; Ustilaginaceae
Exons: 2
Coding region: 1-888 (295 amino acids)
Biological process (GO): carbohydrate metabolic process
Molecular function (GO): hydrolase activity, acting on carbon-nitrogen (but not peptide) bonds
Source: RefSeq, a predicted model, not a curated record